AUGGAGUACUUACCUAGUCUUCAACAGGAGUUUGAUGAGCACAAGCCAUCGCUCUUCGAACUCCUCGCUGAGCAACAGCUCUCUGAUCUCCUUCCACCUUCCCUCCGUUACCUCCUCGCCGUCGCGACACACCGCCACCCGCGGUACCUCCUCCGGAUCCUCAACUCCUACGACGAAGUCUACGCCCUCCUUUCUCUAGUUGUCGAGCGCUACUAUCUCCGCACAUUUGGCGGAUCAUUCACCGAAAAUUUCUACUCUCUCAAGCGUGAGCGUGUGCUGCGAACCAAGAAUGGCGAGAUCCCACGCGCCCAGGUUGGCGCGGGCGGCCCCGUGCGCGACACCCUUAAGCUGCGCUCGGCAGACGUGUGGAAGAACCUGCUCGUCAUGGUCGGCAUCCCCUACUUGAAGCGCAAACUCGAUGAGGGAUAUGACAUCCAUGCCGCGCCACAGGCAUCCCUGGUGAUGGGCGGCGGGCCGCGAUACAACCCCAGCGAUGACCUCCCACACAAUCCAACCAUCCGCCAGCGUAUCUUCCACUACUAUAAGUGGUUCUUGCGCAAUGUAUACCCGUCAGUCAAUGCGGCAUACUACUUCUCUAUCUUGGCGUUCAAUCUCGCCUACCUUUUCGAUAAUACUAAAUACUCAUCGCCUUUCCUUUGGCUGAUCGGGACACGCAUUCGGCGCCUGGGAGCCGCUGAUCACCGUGCUAUUGCUGCGGUGCUGGAUCCCAAGCCCGCACCUGGCGGAAACCGCUCUCAGCGGCCUGGCUCGGGAUUGAUGGGUCUCUUGAGUCCGCAGAACAUGUACCCACAACUUCUCACAUCUCUGCGCUACUUCCUCCCCGCAUCGAUUUUCGCGUUGAAGUUCCUGGAGUGGUGGCAUGCAAGUGACUUCUCGCGCCAAUUGGCUCGCAAGGCGACUGAAGUCCUGGACUUGCCAGCUCCAGUGGUCUCGGGAUUGACCAGCCCAGCCGAGCGACGCAAGUCUGGACAGGAAGAAAAGGAGAAGAAGCAGGCGGAGCAGGAGAAGAAGGCUUCUGGGGACCUGAAGUCUGCAUUGAAAUCACCUCGCCGACAUCAACCACCUAUUUCCGCAACUUCCUACCUUCCCAUUUUUACCGUGCCUCUACCUCCGGCCGAUACAUCAAGCGCAAACACUUGUCCUGUGUGUUUGAACACGCUCGUCAACCCAACAGCCUGUCAGACGGGAUAUGUGUUCUGCUAUGUGUGUAUCUUCCACUGGCUCAAUGGAGAGCACCAGCGACAACUGGAUUUCAUGAAUGGAGAAGGUGCAGGUGCUCCCUGGGAAGAGGAGAUCACUGGAGAUGAUGAGAUGACGAAGAAAUCAUCAGAUGGCCAAAGUUCCGACGACAAGGCCCCUCGCAAGCGUAGCGGAAAGUGGGAGAGUGGUAAAGGGAGAUGCCCUGUUACAGGGAGGAGGGUUCUUGGUGGAACCGAUGGCCUCCGGAGGGUGUUGAUUUGA
This is a messenger RNA of Penicillium daleae, 1482 nucleotides long. It is a transcript of the gene pex12, whose product is annotated as ubiquitin-protein ligase peroxin 12. Bases 1 to 1482 code for a protein of 493 amino acids. The transcript is spliced from 2 exons. NCBI's taxonomy places the organism in Eukaryota, Fungi, Ascomycota, Eurotiomycetes, Eurotiales, Aspergillaceae. Gene Ontology annotation, biological process: protein monoubiquitination; protein import into peroxisome matrix. Gene Ontology annotation, cellular component: peroxisomal membrane; peroxisomal importomer complex. Gene Ontology annotation, molecular function: zinc ion binding; protein binding; ubiquitin-protein transferase activity. The record is from RefSeq and is a predicted model, not a curated record.